AUGAAGGUCGCCAAAGCUACCCUCCUCGCCGUCUUGGCGCACUCUGCUGCUGCCCGCUUCGUCGGAGAGGACGAGAUCAACCGGGUCCAGCUCUAUCCCGCUGGCUCCGAGCCCGAGAAGUACCUGAUCGAGCUCUCCCCAGGUGACACCCGCUGGGUUACCGAGGAGGAGAAGUGGGAGCUUCGCCGGAACGGCAACCGUUUCUUCGAUAUCACCGACCACAAGGACUUCGGAGCUGCCCGUCUCCACACCAAGACCAAGUCCAAGGCUGUCUUUCCCCAGAAGUGCCAGCUCCAGGACACCGUGAACCCGCUCAUCAAGAAGCUCGACAAGACCGAGAUCCAGAAGAACCUCGAGAAGUUCACCAGCUUCCACACCCGAUACUACAAGUCCGACUACGGCCGCCAGUCGUCCGAGUGGCUCCUCGGAAAGAUCAACGACAUCAUCAAGGAUGCCGGUGCCGACAAGAAUGUCUUCGCGGAGCACUUCCCCCACACGUGGCAACAAAGCUCCAUCAUUGUCACCAUCCCGGGCAAGUCCAACCGCACCGUCGUCAUUGGUGCCCACCAGGACUCGAUCAACCUGUGGCUGCCCUCUAUCCUGGCCGCACCCGGCGCCGAUGACGACGGCAGUGGCUCCAUGACCAUUCUCGAGGUCCUGCGCACUCUGUUGAAGUCCAAGGACAUCGUCGAUGGCAAGGCCGACAACACCAUCGAGUUCCACUGGUACAGCGCCGAGGAGGGUGGCCUGCUCGGCAGCCAGGCCAUCUUCAAGUCGUACGAGCAGGAGAAGCGUGACGUCAAGGCCAUGCUUCAGCAGGACAUGACCGGCUUCGUGCAAAGGACUCUCGAUGCCGGCAAGCCUGAGAGCGUCGGCGUCAUCACUGACUUCGUCGACCCCGGACUGACUGACUUCAUCAAGAAGGUCAUCGUCGAGUACUGCAAAAUCCCCUUCACCGAGACCAAGUGCGGCUACGCCUGCUCUGACCACGCUUCCGCCAGCAAGGCCGGCUACCCUUCGGCGUUCGUCAUUGAGUCUGCGUUCGAGGACUCCGACAACCACAUCCACAGCGUGGAUGAUCUCAUCAAGUACUUGUCGUUCGACCACAUGCUCGAGCACGCCAAGAUGACACUUGGUCUCGUGUAUGAGCUCGGCUUCACCGACUUCCCGGCCCUCGAGAAGAAGGGCGAGACUUUCUCCGAGGAGCUGUAG
This is a messenger RNA of Colletotrichum karsti, 1212 nucleotides long. RefSeq names its product leucine aminopeptidase 2. Gene Ontology annotation, molecular function: metalloexopeptidase activity. The transcript has 3 exons. The coding region runs from base 1 to 1212 and encodes 403 amino acids. The record is from RefSeq and is a predicted model, not a curated record. Lineage: Eukaryota; Fungi; Ascomycota; Sordariomycetes; Glomerellales; Glomerellaceae. Gene Ontology annotation, biological process: proteolysis.